Symbiodinium pilosum is the source of this 2091-nucleotide messenger RNA. NCBI's taxonomy places the organism in Eukaryota, Dinophyceae, Suessiales, Symbiodiniaceae. The record is from the annotation of a GenBank genome assembly.
AUGGACGGGCUCCCCCAGCCGCCGCAACCGCCGCCACCCCCGCCGCCUUCAGGCGGCGGCAAGGACGGCGGUUUAGGCUUCGAUAAUCCUGGGGAUGGGUUUGGUGGAGGCUUUCAACCCAGCAAUGGAGGCUACGCCUUCAGCGCGCCUCAAGGUGGCUAUGCACCAGGCUACGGCGUCCCUCCAGGCGGAUAUCCACAGCCAGGCGACAUCUCGUAUGGAGGCGGCUUCGCCGCACCCCCUCCUCCACCUCAAGCUGCUGGAGCCGCCGGCUAUGGCGGUUAUCCAGCUGGAUAUGACAUGUACCAGCAAGGCUACCAACCACCUCCUCCAGCAGCCAACUAUGGCGGCAGCUACAGUAGCUUCGAUGGAGGUCAGAGAAGGGAGUUUGAUGGACGAGACCGGGACCCCGGAAGGGAUGGCGGUCGCGACGGUGGCCGCGACGGCCGCGGAUUCGAUGGCAGGGGUCCUGAUAGAGGCGACAGAGGUUCAGACAGAGGCGACAGAGGGAGAAGAGACUUCGACAGACCCGGAGGCGACAGAGGCGGUGGCCGAGACUACGAGCGACCUAGGGACUUUGACAGAGGAGAUAGAGGCCGGGGCUACGACGAUCGAGGGCCCGACCGAAGAGGAGAUGGUGGGAAAGGGCAAGACUUCGGAGGAAAGGGUGGAUAUGGUCGGGGAAUUCCCCUCCCAGAGCCCGUUGAGCUGCAGCUGAAGAAUCUGCCUCUCGAUGCCACGGAAGCAGCUCUUAGGAGCCUCUUCAUGGGGAAGGGUCUGACGUUCGACUCCGUGGAGUUCCAAGUCACGGCCAACAUGAGAGUCUCUUCUCAGUCGCAGGCUGAGAAGGUCAUCCAGGCAUUCCACAUGUACAAAAUCGCGGGACGAUCCAUCGAGUGCGUCCAAGCGCAGGAUCCUGGCUCCAGGAGCCGUCCACGCAGCCGGCGACGCGAGCGCAGCCGCAGUGCACCUCGCCGCUCACCGCGCCCGGAGAUGCGAAGGGACCGCAGCCGCACUCCCCCGCGUGGGGGCGGCGGAGGAGGCGGCCGAGAUAGAAGUCGGAGCCCUCGACAACGCCGUGGUGACGCCUUUUUCGACAAGGGAGGUGGCCGUGGUGGAGGCGGAGGAGGCGGCGGUGGCCGCGAUGACGGCCGAUCGCGAGGCUCUGUUCUUAAGUACGAUGAAGAGAAAGGUUUUGGCUUCAUCAAACCUGACCGCGGCACCGAGGAUAUUUUUGUUCACUUCUCCAACUUGCCUCGCGAGUACCAGCGCAAUGGAACGCAAGUCCUUCAAAGUGGAGACCGGGUGAUCUUUGACCAGGAGAUCGACCCGAAGAAGGGCAAGCUCUGCGCCAAAAACGUGCAGGUGGAAGGAAGCGGCGGUGGCGGUGGUGCAGGUGGCCCUCGUCCUGGAGGGGGCUUCGGAGGCGGUCCCAGUGGAGGAGCACCCCCGGGUCUCAAGCAGGGAACUGUUUCCAACUGGGAUGGCGAGAAGGGCUUUGGCUUCAUCAAGGUGGACGGAGGAGGAGAUAAAGACUUGUUCGUGCACUUCUCCUCACUGCCCCGCAACUAUCAACGGGGAGGCGAUUCCACUCUGCGACAAGGUGAUCGCGUGACAUUCGUUGAGGCUUUCGAUGAUGCCAAGGGCAAAAGCUGCGCAAAGAACGUCCAGGUGGAAGGAGGUUCUGCCGGCCGAGGGAUGCCCAUGGGUGGUGGCAUGGGCGGUUGCGCCGGCAAGGGCAAAAUGGGCGGCGACAAAGGCGGAGGCAAAGGUGGCGGCAAGAGUGACGGAGGCGGAGGAGGAGGAGGAAGGGGGAUCAUGUCGGCGGAGAGGCGUAGGCAGCUCUUCGAGUCUGCAGACGAGUCGCCCUCCCCACCGCGACGGCCGCCGCCAAGGCAGAGCAGUCGAAGUCCCUCUCGAGGAUCAAGGUCUCCUCCCAGAAGGAGGUCGGCAAACUUCAGCUCGGAUCCCGCGAACGCAGGAGGCUUUGGAGAUCCUCCGGUAGAUGGCGGAGGUAUGGGCGGCGAUUAUCGGGGCCCUCCUGAAGGUGGUCUUGGCGACGGAGGUAAUCCUCCCUAUGACGGCAUGUGA